ACUGUCCUCAAGUACUGUAAGCCUAAGUCAAAUAUCUUCUUUACUCUAUCCAAGGUAUAAGGACUUAGAACAUGAGUCCCUUCAUUCAAGAGAUGAUAUUCGAAAAGAGUUGCAAAAUAUACUUGAAACUAAUUAUCUACAGGUUUCAGUUACGGAACAUACAAAAAAUUCACAUACAAGUGCCAUGGAGUUCCUAUACGGUGACGAAAUGAUCGAUAUGAAUGAUCCAAAAACACAAUUUCAAGGCUAUCUGGCUGAACCUCAACUAAGAUUUGAUUUGGAUCCUUUUGAGUGGUGGAAUACAAGAACAAUCAAGUAUCCAAUCAUUUCCGAAUGUGCGAAGAAAUAUCUCACAAUACCAGCUACAUCAGUCAACUCUGAAAGAUGUUUUUCAACUGCCGGAAAUAUUGUUACACCAAAAAGGAGCUGCUUACUCCCAGAAAAUGUAAACACGUUAGUUUUUUUGUAUCAAAAUAGACAUUUAAUUGAUUAA
This is a messenger RNA of Macrosiphum euphorbiae (potato aphid), 493 nucleotides long. NCBI's taxonomy places the organism in Eukaryota, Metazoa, Arthropoda, Insecta, Hemiptera, Aphididae. The record is from the annotation of a GenBank genome assembly.